AUGACUUCAACAAACCAGUCCAGCCUCUUGCAAUUGGCAAAGACUAUUCAGCAGGCUACAGAGACUAUCGUGAAACACCUCCAGGACACCAAGCAGCAGGAACCGUCCUUUGACCAGAACAGCAAAGCCAUUCGGGGCGAUGCCGAUAUCCACUCCACCCGGAUCCAGCUCAACGAUGCAGCGCAAGACCUUGUCCGUCUUGUCAACGGCCCAGCAAAUGAAUACCGCUCCUUUUUCAUGAGUCACUACACUCUUGCAGCAUACCAAGUCGCUCUUCAUUUCAAACUCUUCAGACAUGUGCCUCUCGACGGCAAAGUUAGUAUUGCCGACCUCGCAUCUAAAGCUGGCAUUGAUGAAGGUCGAUGUCGCAGGGUGAUGAAGCAUCUUGCAACCCAACGCGUCUUUGAGGAAGUUGAGCCAGAUAUAUUCACUCACACUGCAAGCUCUGCUCUCAUCGCACGGGACAGCGACAUGGAAGCUAUACUCUGGAUGCAGUUCGACGAAAUGUUCAAAGCAGCCUCUGACGCUGCUAAGUUCGUCCAAAAUGAUCUAAACGGUUCUGAAAACGCUGAUUCACCGUUUGCUACGUGUCAUGGCAUGCCGCCGUAUCAGUUCUACGCAGAGGUUCCGGAGAAGGGCCUCAACUUUGCAAAGGCCAUGGCUGCGUUGACUCAGAUGGAUCGGUCAAUCACUGCACUUCGCGAUGGAUUCCAUUGGGACAAGCUUGAAGCUCCUGGGAAGGUCGUUGAUGUUGGCGGUGCAAGUGGUCAUGUUUCCAUGGAUCUGGCAGCCGUGUUUCCCGAUCUGACCUUUGUCGUUCAAGACGUAAGCCCUGAAGCUCUCGAAGAUGGAAAAGCAAAGUUGCCAUCUGAAAUUGCAGACCGAGUCUCGUUCAUGCAGCAUGAUUUCUUCAAGGAUCAGCCUAUCACUGACGCCAACGCGUUCUUCAUGCGUCAGUGCCUUCAUAACUGGCGGAAUGAGGACUGUAUCAAGAUCCUGCGAGGUCUUGUCCCGGCUCUUGAAAAGUGCAAACCUGGAACUCCUCUUCUCAUCAACGAGGAAGUCUUACCCGAACUGAAUGAGGUUUCCAAGUAUCAGGAACAUUUGUCGCGACAGUGCGAUAUGUGUAUGUUUGUGGUUGCUGGGUCCAAGGAACGAACUAGGGGAGAUUUUGAGAAGUUGCUCAAGGAAGCGGAUUCCAGGUUCAAGGUCCUCAAGGUUCACAGGAAUAGUACGAGUACUAUGGGUCUCGUCGAGGCGUACCUUGGCGAAUAA
Fusarium subglutinans is the source of this 1275-nucleotide messenger RNA. RefSeq names its product sterigmatocystin 7-O-methyltransferase precursor. The record is from RefSeq and is a predicted model, not a curated record. NCBI's taxonomy places the organism in Eukaryota, Fungi, Ascomycota, Sordariomycetes, Hypocreales, Nectriaceae. Gene Ontology annotation, molecular function: O-methyltransferase activity. The coding region runs from base 1 to 1275 and encodes 424 amino acids. The transcript has a single exon.